Molecule: messenger RNA, 2963 nt
Organism: Physeter macrocephalus (sperm whale)
Lineage: Eukaryota; Metazoa; Chordata; Mammalia; Artiodactyla; Physeteridae
Gene: B3GNT2
Product: UDP-GlcNAc:betaGal beta-1,3-N-acetylglucosaminyltransferase 2
Exons: 3
Coding region: 453-1646 (397 amino acids)
Cellular component (GO): Golgi membrane
Molecular function (GO): UDP-glycosyltransferase activity; hexosyltransferase activity
Source: RefSeq, a predicted model, not a curated record
GGAGCCCUGAGGCGGCGACGGCGGCGCCGGGAGCCAGAGCCGGAGCCGGGAGUGAGGCGCAGCGGCCACGGCGGCAACAAGUGCCGGAGCUGAGCCGAGCCGGGGCCAAGCAGAGGCGGAGCCGUCCCGCCGCGGACACCACCCGGCCGCCCAUCGCGGGCGCAACGCAUGGAGCGAGAGCGGCGGCGGUCGCCGGGCUGAGCCGCGCGGAGCGGCCGGGACGUGGAUGCAGCCGCGAUCUCCCGUCCCCGCCCCGCUGAGCAGGAGCUGCUCCCGGACAAGUGGCCCUGAGCUGUUCCUGUCCGAGCCAUGCAUUGACGUGCUAAGCUCCUGCAGAGGGAGGCCUCUCCAGUUCCUGUUCCAGCGGCAGCCAGACUCCCUCCGUGUGCAUGACUCCUUCCGCACCCUCGUUCUCUCUGCACACCAUCCCAGCGGUCUGCAAGAUAUGAGAAAUGAGUGUUGGACGUCGAAGAAUAAAGUUGUUGGGAAUCCUGAUGAUGGUAAAUGUCUUCAUUUAUUUGAUUGUGGAAGUCUCCAAAAGCAGUAGCCAAGAAAAAAAUGGAAAAGAGGAAGUAAUAAUACCCAAAGAAAAGUUCUGGAAGAUAUCUGACCCUCCCAAGGCAUAUUGGAACAGGGAACAAGAAAAGCUGAACAGGAAGUACAAUCCCAUUUUGAACAUGUUAGCCAACCAGACAGGGGAAGCAUACGGAUUUUCCAACAUAAGCCAUCUGAAUUAUUGUGAACCUGACCUGAGGGUCACGUCAGUAGUUUCAGGUUUCGACAGUUUGCCAGACAGAUUUAAAGACUUUCUGUUGUAUUUGAGAUGUCGAAAUUAUUCACUGCUUAUAGAUCAACCCGAUAAGUGUGCAAAGAAGCCCUUCUUAUUGCUGGCGAUUAAGUCCCUUACUUCACAUUUUGACAGAAGGCAAGCGAUUCGGGAAUCUUGGGGCAAAGAAACCAAUGUGGGGAACCAAACAGUGGUGCGAGUCUUCUUACUGGGCCAGACCCCCGCAGAGGACAACCAUCCUGACCUCUCAGAUAUGCUGAAAUUUGAGAGUCAGAAGCACCAAGACAUUCUUAUGUGGAACUACAGAGACACCUUCUUCAACUUAUCUCUGAAAGAAGUACUCUUUCUCAGGUGGGUGAGCACUUCCUGCCCAAAUGCUGAGUUCAUGUUCAAGGGUGAUGAUGAUGUUUUUGUGAACACCCAUCACAUCCUGAAUUACUUGAAUAGCUUAUCCAAGAACAAAGCCAAAGAUUUGUUUAUAGGUGAUGUGAUUCACAAUGCUGGACCUCAUCGGGAUAAGAAACUCAAGUACUACAUCCCGGAAGUUGUUUACACUGGCGUCUACCCCCCUUAUGCAGGGGGAGGUGGAUUCCUGUACUCUGGCCACCUGGCCCUGAGGCUAUACAAUGUAACUGACCAGGUUCUUCUCUACCCCAUCGAUGAUGUUUAUACUGGAAUGUGCCUUCAGAAACUUGGCCUCGUUCCAGAGAAACACAAAGGCUUCAGGACAUUUGAUAUAGAAGAGAAAAACAGGAAUAACAUUUGUUCUUAUGUAGGUUUGAUGUUGGUACAUAGUAGAAAACCUCAAGAGAUGAUUGAUAUUUGGUCUCGGUUGCAAAAUGCUCAUUUAAGUUGCUAAAUUAUGUACAAAACUAAAUUUUGCAUAGAAAGAUGUAUCUCAAAUAGUUCCCAUGUUGUGUUCUCUCACAUUAGAGGUAAUUUCUAUGUAAAACCAUCAAAACUGCCUUUAUGAGUAGUAUCCAUAUGAGGGCCUCUAAACCUUUCAGUGUAGUACUUUCUGAAGAGGGAAAGCAGAAGAUCCUAAUUUUUAUGUAGGAUAGGACAGGACAAAUGGUUAUGACCCUUCCUGCUGGCUAGUGGUCAUUAUUUUCUAACUUGUCCCCCUUGUCAUCUGAAAUCAUGUUUCUGGAAUCUGAUCGUGUUAAGUUAUUUUUGUUUUGCCCUCAUAUGAUGGUAAUCCUAUUUCCCAUUAUAAUGAGUGAAUUAUCUGCAGUUUAGGUAUUCAUAAACCUAUUGGCUACAAAGACACUGUUAUAUAUGACUCAAUGCUUUUUGUGAAAUGGAAUUACAUUUAUUUUCAUGAAAUUUGGAUGAAUUUUUUAAAUAGUCUGGAAAAAUUAACUUCUGUUGAAAUUUCCUGCCGCCCCAACAUUUCCUUGGGUUAAUCUAAUCAAUCAGUUUUGCAAAAUGGGAAUCACCGUGUGACAUUCAUCCAGUUUAUCUUGUUAUGGUCUUUUGGUCAUAAUAAUGAGAAAGCUUAACUAUCUUGUAUUUGGUUUGCUGGGUGGUGUCAUGAUAGUUCUCUCUUUUUUAGUAUUUGAAAAUAAUGAGUAUGAUUCCAUAAUCUUCAAACUGAAGAUUGAAUUGACCCUGGUAACCAUAUUGUGUUUAUGAUUUUGCAUUGUGGACCAGGAAAGCAUAUGUAACUUUUGAACUUUAAGUGAAAAGAUUGAAGUUGCAGACCUUUUUAUCAGUGGUUUGUCAGUUUAAAACUGCAGAAUUCUAUUCUUGCCAACAUGAUUAUGUGUUGCUUAUAUAUAAUUAUUAUCCUGAGUAGUGACUGCUUUCCUGUCUCAGUGUAGAAGUGCCUGUGUUUUUAUUUAUUGUUCAGAUCAAAUACCAAAACAUUUUCUUAAAUAUAUUUUGUGUAAUAUUUUAUUUGUAUACAGUGUUGUUGAUGAAUUAUUUAACUAGAGCAUGGUAUUUUAAGUAGGAAGUAUAACAUAUGUUAAAUAAAGUUAAUUGUUAUUUUUGAAUUAAAAAUUUUGGGGGGGGAUAUGAAAUAGAAUUCUGCCAAACUGUUGCUUAUAUAUACUGUCUUGUAACAUGCUUUCUUGAGACAUUUUUGUGUUAUAGAUAUGAAGAUUCUUACCAGAUGUGAUUCUGGGGAUUGUAAGAAGAUGGAAAUAAAGUCACCAUAUUUUUAAUUGUCACG